Messenger RNA from Arabidopsis thaliana (thale cress), 1953 nucleotides. Its product is annotated as FAD-binding Berberine family protein. Gene Ontology annotation, molecular function: flavin adenine dinucleotide binding; oxidoreductase activity; FAD binding. The coding region runs from base 7 to 1752 and encodes 581 amino acids. Lineage: Eukaryota; Viridiplantae; Streptophyta; Magnoliopsida; Brassicales; Brassicaceae. The transcript has 2 exons. The record is from RefSeq and is marked reviewed.
AAUCAAAUGAAUCUUGUUUUGACAAUCCUUUAUAAGUAUAUAAACACAUUUUCUUCAUUGACGCUAAAAAGAAAAAAAACACAAAACUCAUCCAUUUGGCUUCUCUCUUGCAUAUUCGCUGCAAGGAUGGGAAAUUCAAAACCACUCCCUACAAUUUCUUGUAUUAUAGUUUCAGUCUUGUAUUUUUCAUUCUAUUGCAUAACACCAACUUCUUCAUCAGCCUCCAUCCAAGAUCAAUUCAUAAACUGUGUCAAAAGAAACACACAUGUUUCUUUUCCACUCGAGAAAACGUUAUUCACCCCUGCGAAAAACGUCUCUUUGUUCAACCAAGUCCUUGAAUCGACGGCUCAAAAUCUCCAGUUCUUGGCAAAAUCCAUGCCUAAACCGGGAUUCAUAUUCAGACCGAUUCACCAGUCUCAAGUCCAAGCUUCCAUCAUUUGUUCAAAGAAACUCGGAAUUCAUUUUCGUGUUAGAAGUGGCGGUCACGAUUUCGAGGCCUUGUCUUAUGUUUCACGGAUUGAAAAACCGUUUAUAUUACUCGACCUGUCAAAAUUGAAACAAAUCAAUGUUGAUAUUGAAUCCAAUAGUGCUUGGGUUCAACCUGGUGCUACGCUUGGUGAGCUUUACUACAGAAUUGCAGAGAAGAGCAAGAUCCAUGGAUUUCCCGCGGGUUUGUGCACAAGUGUAGGCAUAGGUGGGUAUAUGACAGGCGGUGGAUACGGUACCUUGAUGAGGAAGUAUGGUCUUGCGGGAGAUAAUGUUCUAGACGUAAAGAUGGUUGAUGCAAAUGGUAAAUUACUCGACAGAGCCGCGAUGGGUGAGGACCUAUUUUGGGCGAUUAGAGGAGGCGGUGGAGCGAGUUUCGGGAUAGUUCUAGCAUGGAAGAUCAAGCUUGUUCCUGUUCCUAAGACUGUUACCGUCUUCACUGUCACCAAAACGUUAGAACAAGACGCAAGAUUGAAGACUAUUUCUAAGUGGCAACAAAUUUCAUCCAAGAUUAUUGAAGAGAUACACAUCCGAGUGGUACUCAGAGCAGCUGGAAAUGAUGGAAACAAGACUGUGACAAUGACCUACCUAGGUCAGUUUCUUGGCGAGAAAGGCACCUUGCUGAAGGUUAUGGAGAAGGCUUUUCCAGAACUAGGGUUAACUCAAAAGGAUUGUACUGAAAUGAGCUGGAUUGAAGCCGCCCUUUUCCAUGGUGGAUUUCCAACAGGUUCUCCUAUUGAAAUUUUGCUUCAGCUCAAGUCGCCUCUAGGAAAAGAUUACUUCAAAGCAACGUCGGAUUUCGUUAAAGAACCUAUUCCUGUGAUAGGGCUCAAAGGAAUAUUCAAAAGAUUGAUUGAAGGAAACACAACAUUUCUGAACUGGACUCCUUACGGUGGUAUGAUGUCGAAAAUCCCUGAAUCUGCGAUCCCAUUUCCGCAUAGAAACGGAACCCUCUUCAAGAUUCUCUAUUACGCGAACUGGCUAGAGAAUGACAAGACAUCGAGUAGAAAAAUCAACUGGAUCAAAGAGAUAUACAAUUACAUGGCGCCUUAUGUCUCAAGCAAUCCAAGACAAGCAUAUGUGAACUACAGAGAUCUAGACUUCGGACAGAACAAGAACAACGCAAAGGUUAACUUCAUUGAAGCUAAAAUCUGGGGACCUAAGUACUUCAAAGGCAAUUUUGACAGAUUGGUGAAGAUUAAAACCAAGGUUGAUCCAGAGAACUUCUUCAGGCACGAGCAGAGUAUCCCACCUAUGCCCUACUAGAAGCUAGGUUCAUGAAACCAAUAACAUUAUCAAAAAUAAGAAUAAAUGAUAAUUGUAUACAACAUGAUUCGUCUUUCUUUAUUUCAGACAAUGUGGACACUACUCUAAAUAAAAUGUCAUUUACCUUACAGUUCGAAUUAUUGCUUCUUAUAUACGUCACCAAUUAAUUUUAAAUCCAGUUUUUCUAAAACAACCCUAAUC